UUGGUAUAUAUUCCAAGAUGGCGGAAUGUGCGGAGGAGAAGAGAACAAAAAGCAAGAGAAAAAUCUUUAAGCGUAUAUUUAAAAGUAUUAAUGCAUAAAUCUAUGUAUUUGCUAAUGCCCAACACAUAUUAAAGGGCAAACUAAUCAAUAUCCAAGAAACUCGAGCACGGAUGCCACGUUGUGCGUCUUCCUCUCAAAGUAGAGCCCACAAAAAGACAGCCAAAAAAUCGAAAUCUCGCAUACACGGAAGGCCGAGUAUUACUGCCAAGCAUUAAAAGAAGCAGAAAGGCGACCAAGAAGAUUAGUCCUGUAAAUUGCUUGCGGUACUGUAAGAAGUGUUUCGGGCGAUUCGAGAUAGAUAUUCGCGGGUCAGACAAAUCCGGCAGUUUUCCCAACGUCCUGGGGGCACCGAAAUUUGACCGCCUCUGCAAGAGGCAACAGCGAUAUUGGACUUAUAUUUCCGACACUCCGCAAGAUUUGUGUGUGCCCACGUCAACGCUUGCAGUGUCACCAUCUCGGCACCUAGCAGUCACUUCAAAACACCGACAAGCUUUCUGCCGGGGUGCAGCAGACUAUGUCUGACUUUUUGCAUCACCAAAAACCACAAGAGCACACAUAGCCAUGGCAGCGACGAGAAAACUACAAGGCGAAAUAGAUCGAUGUUUAAAAAAGGUAGCCGAGGGCGUUGAAACAUUUGAGGAUAUUUGGAAAAAAGUGCAUAAUGCGACAAACACCAACCAAAAGCAAAAACAUCUGCAGGAGAAGUAUGAGGCAGAUCUCAAAAAAGAAAUUAAAAAGCUGCAGCGAUUACGCGACCAGAUCAAAUCAUGGAUUGCAUCGGCCGAAAUUAAGGAUAAAAGCGCACUGCUGGAGAAUCGAAGGCUUAUUGAAACCCAAAUGGAACGCUUUAAGGUGGUCGAGCGCGAGACAAAAACAAAAGCUUACUCGAAGGAAGGUUUGGGCGCUGCACAAAAAAUGGAUCCUGCCCAGCGAAUCAAAGAUGAUGCCCGCAAUUGGUUAACCAGCUCAAUAAGUUCACUUCAAAUCCAGAUUGACCAGUAUGAGAGUGAGAUCGAAUCUCUGCUGGCAGGUAAAAAGAAACGAUUGGAUCGAGACAAACAAGAGCGAAUGGAUGACCUACGAGGGAAGCUGGACCGUCAUAAAUUCCAUAUAACAAAACUAGAAACCCUGCUUAGGCUGCUCGAUAACGACGGAGUCGAAGCAGAGCAGGUUAACAAGAUCAAAGACGAUGUCGAAUACUACAUUGAUUCAUCGCAAGAGCCAGACUUUGAAGAAAAUGAGUUCAUCUACGACGACAUCAUUGGACUCGACGAAGUGGAGCUUAGCGGCACGGCAACGACGGACAGUAAUAACAGCAACGAGACUAGCGGGUCCCCAAGCAGCGUCACCUCUGGUGGCAGUCCGUCACAGUCGCCCGUCACUGUUCAACAGAUUUUAAACACCUCGACGCAAGCGGUGGUAAGUAGCGGCAGCAGUGCAGCCAGCGCUACACUGUUCCAGCAGCAGCAGUCAGCGACCCAGUCAAAUGGCAACAACGUAGGAUAUGCGAGCGACACAAGCGCAGCUUCAUCAUCGGCCACCACAUCUACAGAUCCGGCGGGCAGCACAGCUGCAAUGAAUUGCGGUGGAAUAGGUGUUGGUGAUAAACGCAACAAGAGCAGCGAAAGCAAUGCCAUCAGCAAAUUAAAAUCACAGCCUCAGCAGCUUGUUAAGCCCACACCGCUGCGACCGACGGCCAAGCUGCCUUCGAGUAGUGAUACUCCAGUCAAUAAGAUUGUCAACUCAACUCCCAGUAAAAAUCAGCAGCAGCUACCCUCGGCGGCUUCAAUCGUUGCGGCCUCCAGCUUGUCGCAAAACAGUAGCAGUGGAAACGGAAGUGUCAACUCGGCAGCGGGAACGGGAGCGGCUCAAUUACCAUCUAGCAGUCACAAUCCUGCGUUACAGCCUCACGCUCCAACGCCUGGCCUCAGCGCCGUCACAGCAGCUGUAUUGAAUGCCGCUCCCUCAACGAUUGCGAGCAUCGUCAACGUUCAAGGCUCAUCUGUGAUCCAAACAACACCAACAAUUGCUUUCGCUGCAGUGGCAAAACACAAUUCAUCACUCCUGGAAAAUGGUCCUAUAUUGCCGCAACAACAAGCAAUAGCUCCUACGGUGGCAGCUAUUGUAGGAACAGGAGCCCAGCCACAGCAACUACAGGGGGCACAAUUAUCCAAUCUUCAAACGAAUUCCUCACACUUGCAAAAUGGGCUGCCUGUCUCGGAACAUACUAGUGACAACAGCAGCAGUUUCGUCGAUACGAUUUCUCUAAAAACUAUGGCACAGGAAGCCAUUGAUCGAUCCGCGAUCGAUACUAAUUCACUAAAUAAGCAGCAAACAAGCAACGUUGACACAAGACAGCAGCAGACGCAGCAAUCACUCCUCCAACAGAGUUUCAGCUCAGAAAACACUGCCAAUCAACAGCAGCAGCAAGUGGCAUCACAGCAUCAACAACAACAGCUCCAAACUACCACGGUUGCCGCGGCUGCGAUCGGUUCAAUUACGACAGCGGCACAUGCCGCUGCAACCAGUAAUGGUCCUACAACUGGCAGUGGGCUUAUGAAUCUUGCAAAUGCUGCAGGUCAGCCAAACAGCGCCAAUGCCAAAGUGCAUUCGUGCCAACACCAGCAGAUGGCCACUACGGAAGCGCACAUUCCCACGUUGCUUGGAGUAACUCCAUUAGGGCCAACGCCACUCCAGAAGGAGCAUCAAAUUCAGUUUCAGAUGAUGGAAGCUGCCUAUUAUCACCUGCCACAGCCUAUGGACACGGAGAAGCUACAAACGUACUUUCAUCGCGCGCCAGUUCCCACGCCGGCGCAUUAUCCACAGGCACAGCUGCCAAUAUAUGAUACAGUUGAAUUCUAUCAACGACUCUCAACGGAGACGCUGUUUUUUGUAUUCUAUUACAUGGAGGGAACCAAAGCCCAAUAUCUUGCAGCUAAGGCCUUAAAAAAGCAGAGCUGGCGUUUUCACACCAAGUACAUGAUGUGGUUUCAAAGACACGAGGAACCCAAAAUUAUCAACGAUGAUUACGAACAGGGUACGUACAUCUAUUUUGACUACGAAAAGUGGAGUCAACGAAAGAAGGAGGGAUUCACCUUUGAAUACAAGUACUUAGAGGACAAGGAGCUGAAUUGAAAAUGUUGCAAUGUGUGUUGCUUCGUCUGUCUAAUAGAAAGUCAAUCCAUUGAAACAAUAAAAUAAAUCAAUACCAUUUUCAUACAAAAUCACAAAUCCACAAUCAAACACAUGAACCUAAAAACAACAAGCAAGAGAGAGAUCAUCUAAGUUAAAAUAUAAACAAAUAGGAGAGCGAACCAGACGUAAGAAAAAGUGAAAAAAAAGUAUAAUACUUAAUCGGAAUGCGUGCUUUUUUUUUUAAAUAUUUGUUGUUUACAACUACUCUUAGUUUGUACAUUCUUUCACAAUUAAUGAGGAUGUUAAUGACGUGAGAUUCAUACAAAAGUCUCAUACAUUUCGCUAAGCUCUCCUUUUUAUUAAAGCUAUACAUAUUUUAAAAUUGUUUACUGAUUCUCCUAAACUCCCAAUUCGCAUAUUGUAAAAAAAAACAGCCGAGUGCAGCUCACUUUAAAUUAAAUAUAACAUAAUUUGUCUCCGAUUUAUGCGAUUUGUAUGUGUUUAGAAUGAAAAGAAACCAUAUUCAGCUGAUCUUGUUUAAAUUUAAUAAUGUAAUUACGGUUACUAAGAUCUUUGAUUAAGAUAAGCAUGAUAUGCUAAAAUGCAAACAUACAAAAAAUUAUGCAUAAAUAAAACUUUUUUAAAUAUAAGAAAACAGAAAUAAAAUCAUGAGUAAAAUGAAA
Drosophila rhopaloa is the source of this 3878-nucleotide messenger RNA. It is a transcript of the gene Not3, whose product is annotated as CCR4-NOT transcription complex subunit 3. The transcript is spliced from 10 exons. The record is from RefSeq and is a predicted model, not a curated record. The coding region runs from base 622 to 3195 and encodes 857 amino acids. Gene Ontology annotation, biological process: nuclear-transcribed mRNA poly(A) tail shortening; regulation of DNA-templated transcription. NCBI's taxonomy places the organism in Eukaryota, Metazoa, Arthropoda, Insecta, Diptera, Drosophilidae. Gene Ontology annotation, cellular component: nucleus; P-body; CCR4-NOT core complex.